This is a messenger RNA of Macadamia integrifolia, 2749 nucleotides long. RefSeq names its product U11/U12 small nuclear ribonucleoprotein 65 kDa protein. Gene Ontology annotation, biological process: mRNA splicing, via spliceosome. Bases 458 to 1963 code for a protein of 501 amino acids. The transcript is spliced from 13 exons. The record is from RefSeq and is a predicted model, not a curated record. Gene Ontology annotation, molecular function: U12 snRNA binding; pre-mRNA intronic binding. Gene Ontology annotation, cellular component: U12-type spliceosomal complex. Lineage: Eukaryota; Viridiplantae; Streptophyta; Magnoliopsida; Proteales; Proteaceae.
UUACGAAAAGUGCCAUGAGAGCGGUGGCAAAAGUCCUAGAGGCUAGAGCAGAGCAAAGAGAGAGCCGUUUCUUGCCACUAAAAUGGGAAGCUUGACCCUAAAAUUUAAAUCCUUCCAGCGACUGUCGGGAAAGAGCAAUAGAAUAAGGGAGGGGUGAUGUAUGCUUUGCAGUUAAAACUCGAUGUGCGCGGGUUUUCCCCCAAAAUCACUUUGAAAAUUUGGGAGCUCCGGAAAAUAGAAAGUGCCUUUGAUAAGAUUACAAACAGGGUUUUAGUAAGCGAAUCGGAGAGAUGAGUGAUUAGGUUUAGGUUUUGGAAGAGAGGAGACAUCAGCCGGAUCGUGGAUAAACUCAGGUGGUUGGUCAGCGAGUGAAAAUUCUCCGGGUCAGUGGUGCAAAUUGCAGAUAAAGUAAUAAAUUAGCAGUGGCGAUUGGUUGUCCUCCGUAGCAAAUGCAUAUAUGAACAUGAAUAUGAAUCCUCAGGCGCAGCAUUUCGGAUACAGAGGCAGCGAAGAAGGGACGCAGCAAGCGGAUGAGGAGGUGGCGACCACCCUCUUAGUUCGGCAUCUCCCCGAGGCCAUUCCUCACGAAACACUCUCUCGCCUCUUCUCUCAUUACGGUGCAUCCUCUGUUCGUCCCUGCGCUGGUGGAAGAUUGAGGAACUGUGCUUUUGUUGAUUUCAAGGAUGAAACUCUGGCUUCUCAAGCACAAUCCCAACUAAACCGGUUGAGGUUUCUUGGUAAAGUAUUGUCAGUGGAGAGAGCAAGUAAACAAUUAUUGAAUACUAAGAACCAGCAAAAUGAACUACAACUAAGGAAAGACUUGAAUUCUCUGCCUACAUCUCAGCAAAAAGAUACUUCUUUACCUGGAAGUUUGACUAGAGGAGCCAAUGCAGACUCAUUAUCUAUUGGUGAACCUAUUGCUAAGAGACUUGGUGUUGACUACCCAUUUCCUCCCCAGCUUGAGUAUGCGUACCCGCCUCCUGAUGGGAACAUACUGACCAACAUUGUGAAUGCUCUCAUUGCUGUUCCUCGCUUUUAUACGCAGGUAUUGCAUUUGAUGAACAAAAUGAACAUUCCAGCACCAUUCCGUAUGGCAUUGCCCACUCCACCUCUGCCACCUUCGGUAGCUGCUGCACCGCCGCCACCACCACCACCACAGCCGCCACCGCCUGUAGUUGCAAAGCGUCAUGUGGCUGAUCUAUCUAGUGACGAGUCAGAAUUGGAGUCUUCAGAGGAGGGUGAUGAUGAUAACAACCAUUUCUCCACUGGGGAUUCAAGAAUUUUGAAGCAUGGACGAAAGCAUGCAAGGCGAGAAGUUAUUGUAGGUCCAGCAAUCGAUAAAGAAGUGGCACAUGAGGCUGUCGGAUUGAAACCAUCUACCUUGGUUCCGAAAGAGAUCCCAACGAUAAAAAAGAAUAGCUCUGUACUAAAGAUCAAAAUUGCCACUAAGCCUGCACAUGAGCCUAAGCAUGAUGAUGAAAACAAGGAACCAGUGGAGCAAGCCAAAGGGGAUUUGGAGCAUAAACCUUAUGCUACGCCGGAGGAAAUUGAGAGCUCUAAGUUGCCACCAGAGGAAAUCUUAUCACUUCCAAUGUUUAAGAACUACUCAGCUGGCAAUCCUGCUACUGUUUUGUACAUCAAGAACUUGGCAAAAGAUUUGGUUCCUGAAGACCUCUACUUCAUAUUUGGAUCACUUUUUGGUAGUGUGGAGGCAGCUAAAUCUGGUCUAAAUGUUAAAUUAAUGCAGGAGGGAAGGAUGAGGGGUCAAGCUUUUGUGACGUUUCCAACAGUUGAUCUUGCUCAUCAUGCUUUGACCCAUUCCAAUGGGUCCAUUGCACUCACACCGCUACCAUCUGAUUAUUCAUCAGAAGGGAGAAAUAAUCUGGUAAAUGGGUAUGUGUUUAAAGGCAAACCUAUGAUCAUCCAGUUUGGCCGGAACCCUGCAGCUGGCAAAGCAAACUAAAUAGCAAUGCAGCAACAGCUAAAAAUCUUUGCCUUCGUGGGUGUGCGUACAAGUGCUUGUGAUGCUUAAUCAGCUGCAUCAUGGAAAUUAUUUUGGAUGUGACCCUGCACCCUGUUGAAGUUAUGGAUAACAAAAGUGCCGUUGUAAUUCAUUAUCUAACAGCACCAUUAUGCUAGAAAUGGCUUGAAUGAGUUUUGCCUGGUGUUUUGAAGCGUCCAUAGAACUAUUUUUUCAGUUGAAAGCUAUGAAACAAGUCCGCAGUAGUUCGAAAGUGGAAUUUUGCACGAUAUCGCAAAAUGGCUGCCCUUGCUCAAUUUGGGUCUGACCUUGAUGCUGCGACUCAGGUGUUACCUAGUAGAGGUGCAAGGCUUACAGAAGUACCCAAUCAACCACAAUAUGCACCACUUCCAACUGAAAAACAAAUUCUAGUCAUUUAUGCAGAUGUCAAUGGAUUCUGUGAUCGAAUGCCACUAGACAAUUUCUCAAUAUGAGAGAGCCAUUCCAAGUAGUAUAAAUCAGAAUUGCUACAGGCACUUUUAGAUAAAGGGGGGUUAACUAACGAAAGAAAGAGGAUGAUUGUUUCUGACUUUGAUCUAAGUCUCUCAAAAGCUUUACUCCAAACUCUAGAAUUUCUCUUUCCAUUCUUGCUCGUAAUACCAUUAUCUUUUCAGUUGUAAAUUAUGGUUCUCCAAUAAGUGUCAUUGAGCUAAUCCUGUGAGCGAAGUGCAUUUUCAUAUGAUUAUGAAAGUACAGGAUGACAUUAAAAUGAGAUUCCCUAAUUUUUCA